Guyanagaster necrorhizus is the source of this 1521-nucleotide messenger RNA. RefSeq names its product cytochrome P450. The coding region runs from base 1 to 1521 and encodes 506 amino acids. NCBI's taxonomy places the organism in Eukaryota, Fungi, Basidiomycota, Agaricomycetes, Agaricales, Physalacriaceae. The record is from RefSeq and is a predicted model, not a curated record. Gene Ontology annotation, molecular function: monooxygenase activity; heme binding; oxidoreductase activity, acting on paired donors, with incorporation or reduction of molecular oxygen. The transcript has 3 exons.
AUGUACGCCUCGGCAGCCCUCCCCCUCGUCCUUUUGCUCCUGUGCUGGUAUCGGAUCGCUAUUCCUCCGCGAAAUCUGCGACACCUCCCUCGAGUGGCCAUCCUUCCUCUUCUUUGGAGCUAUCUGCGUGGAGAGACCGAAGACUGUCGGAUAAAGAGGCUCGUCUUGCCUUUUUCUAGGGAUGCCGGUGAACAGGUUGUUCUCGUGUGGGUUCUGGGUCGAUGGAUGGUGCAUAUUUUGGAUUUCAAGCUUGCCCAAGAACUUUGUGACAAUGUCGUUCUAUUUCCGAAGGAGACUCCUGACGACGCGUCCCUGUUGUGGCGCUUCGUUGGUUCUGCCAGUCUUCUCAUGUCCAAUGGCGAGCAGUGGCGGAAGCAGUCUGUCUUGAUCGACGAAGCCUUCAACGCUAGAAUUCCUAUUGCAGCCUUCACCUCUCUAGCUCAUAAUCUCUCCGCAAUCGUGGGGAAGAAGAGGUCUUCCGUGACUUGGGACAAAUACUCGCAGCGGUUCGCCCUUGACGCCGUUGGCUCUACGAUCCUGGGCCACAAUUUCAACGCCAUGGAAACGGAUAAUCUGUUCGUCCAAGAUUACAACGGUGUCAUGGCGGAGAUUGCCAAUCCCAUGUAUGUCAUCUUCCCUUGGAUGGAGUGCGUCUUCCCCCGAAAGAAGCUCAUCCGUCGGAUCGAUACCUUGGUCGACAAGUUCAUGCAGCUUCUAACCGAUAAGAAGGUGAAUCCGGGAGAUGACAUGAUGACUUUCAUGCUUAAAGAUCCCGCCAUGUCGCAUCGGGAGCUGCGGGAUAAUAUGAUCACACUGUUCAUCGCGGGACACGAUACCGCCGCAGGCGCAAUAUCCACUCUAUUCUAUUUCCUCGCGCGACGGCCAGACAUACAACGGCGCGCACGGGAGGAAGUUCUGAACGUUUUGGGCUCCGAUCUCGAUCUCGACCCCUCCAUCGAACAGCUCUCUGGGGUUUCGUUACCGUAUCUCACCGCAUGUAUCCGCGAAGCCCUGCGCAUCAACACGCCUAUAUCCUACAUCGUCCCCCGCCAGGCGAGCCGACCUGUCCAGCUCGGGCAGUACGCUAUCCCCGCGCAUACUUCCCUGAUCGUGAAUAUUUACGCUAUCCACCACGACGGCAGACAAUGGGCGUCUCCGGACUCAUUCAUACCAGAAAGGUUCCUGGAGCGUGGAUGGCAGAAGUCUGGAUGGCUUCCGUUCGCUCUUGGUCCGCGUCAGUGCCCCGCGAGAAAUUUUGCAAUGUACGAGCAAAGGGCGCUGGCGGCGGUGUUUCUCAGGGAGUAUCAGUGGGCUUUGCCGGAGCAGUCUGUCCAUAGGGAUUCGUUGAAAAACACCGUCUCGCCAUUUGCUCUGACGUUGCCUCAUAACUUGGAGCUCACGUUCACGCGAAUCGAAAAAGUACAGAAGAUGCCGUUAGGUGUCCCGAAAGAUGGGGAGGAGAGUGAUCAUAGGAGCUUCCAUGAGCCUCGAGAAUUACUUACAGUGAAUGAUAGGGUUUAA